Topomyia yanbarensis is the source of this 2132-nucleotide messenger RNA. RefSeq names its product lysine--tRNA ligase (gene LysRS). Gene Ontology annotation, biological process: lysyl-tRNA aminoacylation. The transcript has 3 exons. NCBI's taxonomy places the organism in Eukaryota, Metazoa, Arthropoda, Insecta, Diptera, Culicidae. The record is from RefSeq and is a predicted model, not a curated record. Gene Ontology annotation, cellular component: aminoacyl-tRNA synthetase multienzyme complex; mitochondrion; cytosol. Gene Ontology annotation, molecular function: lysine-tRNA ligase activity; tRNA binding; ATP binding. The coding region runs from base 178 to 2046 and encodes 622 amino acids.
GGAAUGUGUAUAGGUAUUUGGCGAGAGUGCUAAAAAGAGCAUAAAUUCAUUCGUGUGUUGUAUGAAGACAACUCAGCUCCAAAAGAAUAUUAUUGAGUCAGCUACACGUGUUUCGUUAAUCUAGCAAAACUUAAUAUCCAAUAUCGGUAAAAAAGCUUCAAUGAACAUGAUGAAACAAUGAUGAAAAUCGCGAGAAUAAUCAGUUCGUUUCAUUUGCAUAAUAAUACUGUGUUGUCGAACACCUGGCAGCUGACAGCACCCCUGCUCAGCUGCAGUCAAAUUUCUCGACUAAAAUCCACCCGACAAAAAGCUGAGCUUAAACGCCGCCUGAAAGCCGAACAGAAGGCGAAGGAAAAGGAGGAAAAAGAGAAUCAAGCGCCAGCUGUGCCUGGUGCUAAGGGUGCAAAGCCGAAAGAAGAAUCCAAAAUAAACGAAGAGGAAAUCUCGCCGAAUGAGUACUUCAAGCUGCGCAGUUCAGCUGUGGUUGAGCUGAAAAAAUCACCGGAAACGCAUCCCUAUCCUCACAAAUUUCACGUGAGCUGCUCGUUGGAGAAUUUCAUCAAGAAAUACAGCGAUCUCAAGGAUGGAGAUAUGCUGGAGAAGGAUACGCUUUCGGUGGCGGGAAGAAUCCAUGCCAUUCGCGAAUCCGGCGGGAAGUUGAUAUUCUACGAUUUGAGAGGCGAGGGAGUUAAACUGCAGGUCAUGGCCAAUGCAAAGUUGUACGAGAGCGAAGCGACUUUUGCAGAAGAUACUGCUCGACUUCGCCGUGGUGAUAUCGUAGGCAUCCAGGGCUAUCCCGGUAAGACUAAGAAAGGUGAACUUUCCGUGAUUCCGAAACGUUUGAAGCUUUUAUCACCCUGUCUACAUAUGCUGCCGCAUUUGCAUUAUGGUUUGAAAGACAAAGAGACGCGCUUCCGUCAGAGAUAUUUGGACUUGAUCUUGAACAAUAAUGUGCGAGAUAUAUUUUACGUACGGGCCAAGAUCAUUAACUAUGUGAGACAAUUUUUAAAUGAGAUGGGUUUCCUGGAGGUAGAAACGCCGAUGAUGAAUAUGAUUGCGGGAGGAGCUACCGCGAAGCCUUUUAUAACUCAUCACAACGAUCUAAAUAUGAACUUGUUCCUGAGAAUUGCUCCGGAGCUGUACUUGAAGAUGCUUACCGUGGGUGGUCUAGAUCGGGUGUACGAAAUCGGAAGGCAGUUCCGUAACGAGGGCAUCGAUCUGACGCAUAACCCGGAGUUUACGACCUGUGAGUUUUAUAUGGCAUACGCGGAUUAUAAUGAUUUAAUUGAUAUGACUGAGAAGAUGGUAUCGGGGAUGGUUAAGAGCAUUCACGGAAGCUAUAAGAUCAAAUAUCACCCGGAAGGCCCAGAGGGUAAAGAGUACGAGAUCGAUUUCACACCGCCAUUCAAGAGGGUCUCCAUGAUUAGCUCACUGGAGGAGAUCCUCCAGGUUAAAUUUCCAGCAGCGGAGCAAAUCAACUCUUCGGAAGCGAACAAGUUCCUGAGCGAUCUGUGCAUUAAACAUGAGGUGGAAUGUCCUCCGCCGCGAACAACGGCUCGUUUGCUGGACAAACUGGUCGGCGAGUUUCUAGAGGAGAACUGCAUCAAUCCGACCUUCAUUUGCGAUCAUCCGCAGAUAAUGUCCCCGUUGGCCAAGUACCAUCGAAGCGCAGCGGGAUUGACGGAGCGGUUCGAGCUAUUUGUCAUGAAGAAGGAGAUCUGUAAUGCCUACACGGAGUUGAACGAUCCGGUCGUUCAGCGGGAACGCUUUGAGCAGCAAGCCGCCGAUAAAGCUGCCGGAGAUGACGAAGCCCAGCUGGUCGAUGAGAACUUUUGUACCGCGCUGGAGUACGGUUUGCCACCGACCGGUGGCUGGGGAAUGGGUUUGGAUCGGCUAACCAUGUUUUUGACCGAUAACAACAAUAUCAAAGAGGUGCUGCUGUUUCCGGCGAUGAAACCGGACGAUCCUAAUCGAACCCAAACCCAGGUGGUCCAGGAGGGAGCUGCACUCAGCGUACCGGGUGCGGCGGGAGACGGUAAGAAGUAGGCAAAAUUGGGCACGACAAUUUCAGUAGUAAUACGCUGGCUUUUCGAAUACUGAUAAUAAACUCUUGGUUUGUUUGAUCAAGCAAA